This is a messenger RNA of Melozone crissalis (California towhee), 792 nucleotides long. Its product is annotated as granzyme-like protein 1. The coding region runs from base 1 to 792 and encodes 263 amino acids. Lineage: Eukaryota; Metazoa; Chordata; Aves; Passeriformes; Passerellidae. Gene Ontology annotation, biological process: proteolysis. Gene Ontology annotation, molecular function: serine-type endopeptidase activity. Gene Ontology annotation, cellular component: cytoplasm; intracellular membrane-bounded organelle. The transcript is spliced from 5 exons. The record is from RefSeq and is a predicted model, not a curated record.
AUGCUGCUGCUCCUUCUGCUCACAAACGCUUUUGUCCUUCUGCCCUGGGCUGGGGCUGGAAGGAUCAUUGGCGGAAGGGAAGCUGAGGCCCACUCCAGACCCUACAUGGCUUAUUUAGAAGUGAAAAAUAAGACAAACUCUACUGUGUGUGGAGGGUUCCUGAUUCGCCCAGACGCAGUGCUCUCAGCAGCUCACUGUGUGGAUAUGAAAGGGACAGUGAAAGUCACUGUGAUUCUGGGAGCCCACAAUGUAAGGAAGCAGGAACAGAGCCAGCAGAAGAUCCCUGUUGUAAAAAAGGUCAUCCAUCCUGAAUAUUCCCGUAAAGACUUGAAAAAUGACAUUGUGCUGCUGAAGCUGAAGGAAAAAGCCAAUAUCACUAAGAAUGUGCAAUGUAUCUCCAUUGCCGAGAACCACGAAUGUGUGAGAGCAGGAGAUUUAUGCACGGUGUCUGGCUGGGGCUGGACAUCUAAGAAAAAGGUCUUGAGUGAUGUCUUGAUGGAGGUGGACCUGGAGGUGCAAAAUGAGGAAAUGUGUGAGGAGCUUUCCAGUAAAUACCAGCGUCAGUCUAUGAUCUGUGUUGGUGAAGAAGAUAGUAAAACAUUAGCUGCCCCUGGUGAUUCUGGUGGCCCAUUAGUCUGCAAUGAGAAGGCUCAUGGCAUUGUUUCUCAUGGAUGUGGUGGCCGUCUCUCUCCUGAUGUAUUCACCAGGAUCUCCCACUUUGAGCCCUGGAUCCGCAAGAAGCUGAAGGGUUUUUCACGCAAGUCAAUUUCUUGCUCUCCAUCCUCUGACUAA